AUGGAGAACCACCGCUCACGCUCUAUCCGGAGACGCGAUUGCUUGGGACACCGUGCCCGCUCACGUUCGCCCUCAAGGCAUCCUCAACAUAGAGUGUCCUGGUCGAGGGUCAUUCGGAGGUCUCGUUCGCCAAGGAGAUGCGUACCCACGAGUGAACGAUCACGAAGACCUCAUCGAGGACCCAGUCCAAGAAGGGGAAGGUCCCCCCAACGAAACCGGACUAUCACGUACAGGAGAGGGGGGUCCCCAAGGCGUGGUGACCUACACCUGUACCACCAUGGACAGAAGCCAGAGGGGGCCAUCAUGGAGGGAAAGCCUGUACAGAGGAAAGUAUCUGUCACUUCCUCGGACAGGUUGGGGUUGGUGAUCCAGACCUCAUUAGCCCCGACCAACCCUGGAAAGCUCAUCAGGAACCAUAAGCCAGGGUUGACACAGGAUCAUGGCAAAACCACCUCCGUAUCCCUGUCAGCACAGGGCUCACCUUGCUUCGUGGUGGGGUGA
This is a messenger RNA of Haliotis rufescens (red abalone), 501 nucleotides long. RefSeq names its product arginine/serine-rich protein 1-like. Bases 1 to 501 code for a protein of 166 amino acids. NCBI's taxonomy places the organism in Eukaryota, Metazoa, Mollusca, Gastropoda, Lepetellida, Haliotidae. The record is from RefSeq and is a predicted model, not a curated record. The transcript has a single exon.